Molecule: messenger RNA, 696 nt
Organism: Argentina anserina (silverweed cinquefoil)
Lineage: Eukaryota; Viridiplantae; Streptophyta; Magnoliopsida; Rosales; Rosaceae
Product: tetraspanin-19-like
Source: RefSeq, a predicted model, not a curated record
AUGGCUGGGAUGGCAAGGAGCUGCGUACAAUCAAUAUUAAAGUUGGUGAACUCAGUGAAUGGGAUGGUCCGGCUGGCCAUGAUUCUGUACUACUUGUGGUUGAUUAGAGCCUGGCACAAGACCAUGGGUUACUUGCCAUUUGAAGACUCUCAUCAUCUAACCUUAUCUUGGUUCAUAUAUUUUCUUGCCCUUGGGGUUACUCUCUGUGUGAUCACAUGUUCAGGACAUAUUGCUGCAGACACUGCAAAUGGUUGUUGCCUUUAUUUGUACAUGUUGUUUGUCAUUUUACUCCUCAUGCUUGAAGCUGGAGUGACUGCUGAUAUAUAUUUAAACCAUGACUGGGAGGACUUUCCAGAUGAUCCAAGUGGGAAAUUUGAUCAACUCAAAAAAUUUGUAAGGUCCAACUUGAACAUCUGCAAAUGGGUUGGCUUAUCAUCCAUCAUCUUUUCUAUGCAGGGACUUACCUUGCUAUUGGCAAUGAUACUGAAAGCUUUUGGGUUUGGGCUUCCUCAUUAUUAUGAUAGUGAUGACGAUUAUGUUCCCGAGAGGGUUCCACUCCUGAAUCACCUGCCUCCUUAUGUCAUCGGUGACCCUGUUUAUAAGUAAAAAACAGAUGCUUGGCAUAUAAGGAUCGACAACAAGACACUACUUAAAUGGAGAAAAAUUGAACUGUCUGAUUCUUCUCUGAUAGACUGA